GUAGCAUUCAGGUAGUCAUUCUCACUCAGUUCAGGCCUCUUUUCGCAUAACAACAAUGCCGAAGCAACAGUCAAAUCAGCCAGACUCAACUCAUCACUCCGUACCAACCACACACUACCUUCCUGAGCGAGCUGGCGCUCCAAAACGCCAAGCGCACGAACGAACUGCGUCUCCUUCUCUUCCACAAAUGUGCGAAGCAUUUUGUGCUUCUUCGUGGCCACUGUCAUGACCGGUUCCGCAUUUGCAAACAGCUCGGAUUCAGCAAAGCUCACCCACAUCUGGACGAGGGCGCGCUGUUCGGCAGUCCUUCCGAGCAAUUGUUCCCUGCGCGGACCCGAGUCGCACACAUAGUGCGCAAUGGCAGAAGCUUCCGCGAUGCAAAAUCCUGAUGGAGUUUCGAAACCAGGAAUCUUGCCGUGCGGAAAUUUGGCUUUGUACUCUGCGCUCUGGUUAUCCACACCAUAGCGGAAGUCUUGGUCGAUGUGGAUUUCCAGUCCAUUUAGAUUUGCUGCCGCAAGGAUUUUGGUCACACGGGCAUGAUGGAAUUUUGUAGUCGUGAAAAGUGUACCGAAAGGCGCCAUCAUUGAAGAUCG
This is a messenger RNA of Periconia digitata, 593 nucleotides long. NCBI's taxonomy places the organism in Eukaryota, Fungi, Ascomycota, Dothideomycetes, Pleosporales, Periconiaceae. The record is from the annotation of a GenBank genome assembly.